AGGAGGGGCUGCAGACACAUCAAAACACAGCUGAUUGCUAUCCUGACCGCAGAGCGAGACUGGCCGGCAAAGGACAGGUUUCUGGCUCCCUCAGCCCCUCGACAGCUCGGACGCCGGGAUCCCCGGGUACCGCUGCCGUUAUAACCCAAGAUCCUGCCGGGCACAGACCCCCCUCUAGCUCCCAGAAUCCUCCGCUGUGUUCCUGUUGUAAUGUAGACAGCGAUACGCUGCAUGUGAACUGUGGGGAGAAGCCCCCUCUUUGUAUAUAUCCAUAUAUUUUAUUGGUGGGCUCCGUAAGGGGUGAAUACGGGGAAACGAGCGAGAUCUGCGAAGACAUGAAGCUUUAUUUGGGAUUGCCAAUGGGAUUUAAUCCUUUCUCAGAUCGACGCUUCAUCCUCCUCUAUAAAUAAUCAACUGGACAAAAAAUGUUCUUUUAAAAAUAAUAAAUUCAAAGAUCAGAGGGUAAAAAAGAAGCACGGACGGACGGACGUGGAAGACAGGUGGUCAGAGAGAGAGAGAGAGAGAGAGAGAGAGGGACUAUCGAAAACCCAGCGCAAUGGGAUUCCUGCACCAGCUGCACCUCCUGCUCUGGAAAAACAUCACUCUGAAAAGGAGAAGCCCUUGGGUGCUGGCGUUUGAAAUCUUCAUUCCGUUGGUCCUGUUUUUCAUCCUAUUGGGGUUACGGCAGAAGAAACCCACAAUCCCGGUGAAAGAAGCUUUCUACACAGCUGCUCCAUUGACCUCAGCUGGGAUUUUACCUGUUAUGCAAUCUCUGUGUCCCGAUGGUCAAAGGGACGAGUUUGGUUUUCUACAAUAUACAAAUUCACAAGUUACCCAGCUAUUGGAGAGAAUAAAUGAAGUGGCUGAAGAGAGCAACCUAUUUGAUACAGACAGACCUGGUCUAGCAGAAGAGUUGGAGUCUCUGAAACAUCACGUGGAGUCUCUUAGUAGUGAUCCCAGCUCACUGGAAAACCAUUUUUAUAGCCAACCAGGGUUCAAGCUGGACUCGGUGGUGAAGAACAGAACAGCUUUCCACGAGUUUCUAAGCCAAAACCUGUCCCUCCCAGAGAACAUUGUGGAUUUUCUGGCUGGGUCCACCAUCAAUCCUAAGGAGGUCUACCAUCUAUUUUUUAGCUCCUCGUAUCUAUCUCCAGAAGAUGUGUCUUGGAGAAGUCCAUGGGAUGCGGCCACCACUGCUGGAGAACAGAUCUUUAGUCGUCAUGGGAACAUUCUUGGAAAAUGGAAAUCUUUAAAGGAAGGACUGAUUAACAAGGCUCUGAAGGAUCCACUGAAAUCUUCUCGGCAUAAAGUAGCACUACUUCAGCUUCUAACUUUGGCCCUUGGCCUUGCUGUCCCUAAUAAAUCGGAAGACAGCUAUGAUCCUCAGGUUGUGGUGAAGGAACUGGAGGAUAUCCUCUUUACACCCUCUGCACUGGAAGCCCUCACUUGUGAAGGUAGUUUAGAUGAGUUGGGAAGAAUCCUCAGGGUCUCAGAAAAGACUCGACCACUUCUUUCUUCGUACCAAAGCAUUGUAUGUAACGGCACCAAACCAAUACGCAUGGACCACUUUCGGCAGCUUGCUGGGGAGCUGAAGGACCAAGUGGACGUAUCCAAAACUGUUAGCAGUCUGCGUCUAGAUGAGGUAAACACUACAGCAACUCAACACCACAUGCGAGCCCUUCUCGAAGAUCUGUUGGAAGUUGAGAAGAUCUUGAAAGACGUGGACAUCCUCUCGGGUCUGGCUAAACUUCUGCCCAAGGGAGCGUGUGCAAGCAAAACUCCACCAAACUCUGUGAACUCCACCAGUUGGAAUAACAACUCUACAAGUAGCUCCAACUCCACUGCAGAUGGUGAAGAAACCAAGAAUCAGGGUGAAGAUAAAGAGGACCCGCACAGCCAGUUCUCUGCCUUUGUUCAACUAUGGGCAGGACUGCAGCCAAUCCUGUGUGGCAUCAACCGAACCAUUGAGCCAGAGGCUCUGAAACAAGGAAAUAUGAGUUCACUGGGAUUUACCAACAAAGAACAAAGGAACCUGGGGCUCCUCGUCCAUCUAAUGACCAGCAACCCUAAAAUCCUCUACUCCCCAGUGGGCACUGAGGUUGACAAGGUCAUUCGGAAGGCAAACGAGACCUUUGCUUUUGUGGGGAACGUGACCCAAUACGCGCGGAUGUGGAUGAAUAUUUCUGCGGAGAUACGAGGCCUGCUGGAGGACGGUAUACUGCAGCAGGGAAUUCAGAGAUUACAGCAGUUUACAAGCGAUCUACAGAAGCAUCCUGAGCUGGUGAAUGGCACAGACAGUGAACUCUUGCACAGAGUAAUUAAUGCCAACUUCUCCAUGCCCAAUGCCAGCACCUUGCUACAGCAGUUAGACACCAUCGAUAACGCAGCUUGUGGCUGGACGCAUUUCAUGUCUAAGGUAAGCGUGGACAUCUUUAAAGGGUUUGCGAACGAGGACAGUAUCGUCAACUAUACAUUGAACCAGGCAUAUCAGGAUAACGUCACAGUGUUUGCUAGUGUGAUCUUUCAGACGCGCCCAGAUGGCUCGCUUCCUCCGCACGUUAUGUACAAGAUAAGACAAAACUCCAGCUUUACGGAGAAGACAAAUGAAAUCCGCCGGGCAUAUUGGCGCCCUGGACCUAAUACUGGCGGACGUUUCUACUUCCUGUAUGGCUUUGUUUGGAUACAAGAUAUGAUGGAACGAGCCAUUAUCAACACUAUUGUGGGUCAUGAUGUGGUGGAACCUGGGAACUAUGUCCAGAUGUUUCCGUACCCGUGUUACACACGUGAUGACUUCCUGUUUGUAAUCGAACACAUGAUGCCACUGUGCAUGGUCAUAUCGUGGGUCUAUUCCGUGGCCAUGAUGAUCCAGCAUAUUGUGGCUGAGAAGGAGCAUCGCCUCAAGGAGGUAAUGAAGAUGAUGGGUCUGAAUAAUGCCGUGCACUGGGUGGCCUGGUUCAUCACAGGGUUUGUCCAGCUGUCCAUUUCUGUUACUGCACUGACCGGCAUCCUGAAAUACGGCCAAGUCCUCAUGCAUAGCAACGUCUUCAUAAUCUGGCUCUUUCUCUCCAUCUACGCUGUGGCCACCAUCAUGUUCUGUUUUUUGGUGUCUGUGCUGUAUUCCAAGGCCAAACUAGCAUCCGCGUGUGGUGGUAUAAUCUACUUCUUGAGCUAUGUUCCAUACAUGUAUGUGGCCAUCCGAGAGGAAGUAGCUCAUGAUAAGAUCACCGCCUUUGAAAAGUGCAUCGCUUCCCUCAUGUCUACAACAGCCUUUGGUCUCGGCUCCAAGUACUUUGCCCUCUAUGAGGUGGCUGGCGUAGGGAUUCAGUGGCGCACGUUCAGCCAAUCCCCAGUAGAAGGAGAUGAUUUUAACCUUAUGCUGUCCAUGAUGAUGCUGAUCAUCGAUGCUGUGGUUUAUGGGGUCCUAACAUGGUACAUUGAAGCUGUUCACCCAGGCAUGUAUGGUCUCCCACGUCCCUGGUAUUUCCCUUUGCAGAGAUCUUACUGGCUAGGGAGUGGCCGGAUCGAGUCUUGGGAAUGGUCCUGGCCAUGGUCACGCCCACCACGCCUUAGCAUCAUGGAAGAAGACCAAGCCUGUGCAAUGGAGAGUCGACGUUUGGAGGAGACACGUGGCAUUGAGGAAGAGCCAAACCACCUACCCCUGGUUGUCUGCGUAGACAAACUUACCAAAAUCUAUAAGACCGGAAAGAAACUGGCAUUAAACAAACUAAGUCUAAAUCUCCAUGAGAAUCAGGUUGUUUCUUUCUUGGGGCAUAACGGAGCUGGCAAAACAACCACCAUGUCGAUCCUAACUGGCCUCUUUCCCCCUACCUCUGGCUCUGCGACAAUUUAUGGCCACGAUAUACGCACAGAGAUGAACGAGAUCAGAAAAAGCCUUGGGAUGUGUCCACAGCACAAUGUGCUCUUCGAUAAGCUGACAGUGGAGGAACAUCUUUGGCUCUACUCUCGAUUAAAAGGAAUGGCAGAAGACGAGAUUCGAAAGGAAAUGGACAAAAUGAUCGAGGACUUGGAGCUGUCCAACAAACGCCAUUCUAUGGUCCAAACCUUGUCUGGUGGCAUGAAAAGAAAGCUUUCUGUGGCAAUUGCCUUUGUCGGGGGCUCUAAAGCCGUUAUACUGGAUGAGCCAACUGCAGGAGUCGAUCCUUAUGCAAGGAGAGCUAUAUGGGACCUAAUACUAAAGUACAAGCAAGGUCGGACAAUUCUUCUUUCUACACACCAUAUGGACGAGGCCGACUUGCUCGGGGAUCGGAUCGCCAUCAUUUCUCAUGGGAAGUUAAAGUGCUGUGGGUCACCACUGUUCCUAAAGAGCACGUAUGGAGACGGUUACAAAUUAACAGUAGUGAAAAAACAGAGCGGCCCAGAUUCGGGUAACACCAACAACUUUUGCGUGAGUUCUUGUUCUGAGUCCCGGGUGUCUCAGUUCAUAAAAAAAUACGUGGUAUCCUGUCUGUUAGUUUCGGAUACAAACACAGAAUUGUCCUACAUCCUCCCCAGUGAGUCGGUCAGAAAAGGCUGCUUUGAACGUCUCUUUCAGCACUUGGAGCAGAACCUGAGUGAUCUGGAACUGACCAGCUUUGGACUCAUGGAUACCACCUUGGAAGAAGUUUUUCUCAAAGUUUCUGAAGAAGAUCAGUCUCUGGAGAAUAGUGAUGCAGGUAGAACCCCAAGCAGACACAACUCUCAGCAACAAAACCAAGAUCUGAAAGAGUCCAAGAAAGACACCUUGAGGCCUCUUAUUCAACUUGACACAGCCGAGGAAUCGCCUCAGCUAGUGCAUACCCUUAUGAAACCAGAAGUGGAACUCAACAAUUUUGCCUCCGGUAACCGGCUUGGUCAGUCGCCAGGUUCUCUGAGAUCUGGCUCAUCGUCCUCGGUGGGUUCUGUACGUGGAGAAGAAGGCGGAGCAUAUGCGGAAUUCUACGGUGACUAUUCUCCCUUGUUUGAUAACUCUCAGGAUGCAGAGAACCUGAGUUUGCAUGAUCACGAGACAGAGGAGCUGGUGUUGGAUGGGCAAGGAAGUUACAAGCUGGAGGGAUCAUGGCUCAAACUGCGUCAGUUUCAUGGACUAAUCGUCAAACGAUUUCAUUGCGCCAAGAGGAACACCAAGGCUUUGUUCUCACAGAUCUUACUGCCUGCAUUUUUUGUCUGUGUGGCAAUGACCGUGGCACUUUCUGUUCCUGAAAUUGGUGAUCUACCGCCACUGAUUCUGUCUCCAUCGCAAUAUCACAACUACACGCAGCCCAAGGGGAACUUCAUACCUUACGCCAAUGAGGAGAGGCCUGAAUACAUGAUCAAGCAAUCACCAGACGCUGGGCCUCAACCAAUUGUUAACUCCUUUUACCUGCCGUCUGGCAUCGGAGCAACUUGUGUCCUGAAGACUGCGUUUAAUAGCACAUUGGACCAGUUAGUGCAGUCCCUCAACUUAAACAGCAACGAGUCGAAGAUGUUGGCAGCUCAGUACUUUGACGCCAUGUGUGUGGACUCCUUCACCCAAGGCUUGCCACUCUCUAAUUUUGUACCUCCGCCACCUUCACCAGCCCCAUCUGAUUACCCACCUGAAGAGGACAACUCUCACCCCUGGAAUUCCAGCACCUUCUCACCAACACCUGUCCGAGAAGCUAUUACCACCCCACCGUCUCUCCCGGGACGUAUACACGAGCCAGUAAGGUGCACUUGUUCCAUGCAAGGAACCGGCUUUUCUUGCCCCAGUGGCGUUGGUGGACACCCACCACAGAUGAAAGUAGUGACAGGAGACAUUAUAGUGGACAUUAGUGGGCGUAACGUGUCGGAGUACCUGCUUUAUACAUCAGACCGCUUCCGGCUUCACAGGUAUGGAGCGCUAACAUUUGGAAAUGUUCAGAAAAGUAUCCCAGCAUCCUUUGGAGUUAAAGCACCCCCCAUGCUACGGAAGAUUGCGGUCAGACACACAGCGCAGGCUUUUUACAACAACAAAGGCUAUCACAGCAUGCCGACAUACCUCAAUACCUUGAAUAAUGCCAUUCUUCGAGCCAACCUUGCCAAUCAGAAAAAGACCAAGGGCAAUCCGGCAGCUUAUGGUAUCACGCUAACCAACCACCCAAUGAACAAGACCAGCGCCAGCCUUUCCCUGGACUAUCUUUUACAAGGUACAGACGUGGUGAUCGCCAUAUUCAUCAUUGUGGCAAUGUCCUUCGUCCCUGCAAGUUUUGUGGUGUUCCUUGUGGCGGAGAAAUCCACCAAAGCUAAACACCUGCAGUUUGUUAGCGGCUGCAACCCCGUUAUCUAUUGGCUGGCCAAUUACGUGUGGGAUAUGCUGAAUUAUCUGGUUCCUGCGACUUGCUGUAUCAUUAUCCUCUUCGUGUUUGAUCUCCCUGCAUACACUUCUCCAACCAACUUUCCCGCAGUGCUCUCGCUCUUCCUGCUCUAUGGGUGGUCGAUUACGCCCAUCAUGUACCCGGCCUCCUUCUGGUUUGAGGUUCCAAGUACGGCCUACGUCUUCCUCAUCGUCAUCAACCUGUUUAUUGGUAUAACGGCCACCGUGGCGACAUUCCUGCUUCAACUGUUUGAACAUGACAAGGAUCUGAAGCUGGUAAACAGUUAUUUAAAGAGCUGCUUCCUCAUCUUUCCCAACUACAACCUGGGCCACGGGCUGAUGGAGAUGGCAUACAAUGAGUACAUCAAUGAGUACUAUGCUAAAAUCGGCCAGUUUGAUAAGAUGAAGUCUCCGUUUGAGUGGGACAUUGUAACAAGGGGUUUGGUUGCCAUGACGAUAGAAGGAUUUGUGGGGUUCUUCAUCACUAUUAUGUGUCAAUACAACUUCCUCCGCAAACCACAGCGUCUCCCCAUUUCCAAUAAACCUAUUGAGGAUGAUGAUGUUGAUGUGGCAAACGAGCGGCAGAGGGUAUUGCGAGGGGGAGCUGAUAACGAUAUGCUGAAGAUUGACAAUCUAACCAAGGUAUACAAAUCUCGUAAAAUGGGCCGUAUUCUAGCUGUGGAUCGCCUCUGUGUUGGAGUUCGGCCAGGGGAGUGUUUUGGCCUUCUUGGAGUGAAUGGAGCAGGGAAAACCACUACCUUCAAAAUGCUAACGGGGGACGAGAGCACGACAGGGGGAGAGGCUUUCAUUAAUGGCCACAGUAUCUUGAAGGAUCUUCUUCAGGUCCAGCAGAGUCUUGGAUACUGUCCGCAAUUCGAUGCAUUAUUCGAUGAGCUGACGGCGCAGGAGCACCUGGAGCUGUAUACGCGUCUGCGUGGCAUUCCCUGGAAGGACGAGGAGAGGGUGGUGAAAUGGGCGCUUGAGAAGCUGGAACUCAGUAAAUACGCAGAUAAACCCGCAGGAACGUACAGUGGUGGAAACAAGAGAAAGCUGUCCACUGCCAUCGCUCUCAUCGGCUACCCCUCUUUCAUCUUUCUGGAUGAACCCACCACAGGGAUGGACCCCAAAGCACGACGCUUCCUGUGGAACCUAAUUCUUGACAUCAUUAAGACGGGGCGUUCCGUGGUCCUGACAUCACACAGCAUGGAGGAAUGUGAAGCACUUUGUACGAGGCUGGCGAUUAUGGUAAACGGGCGGCUCAAGUGUCUCGGCAGCAUUCAGCAUUUAAAAAACAGGUUCGGGGAUGGCUAUAUGAUUACAGUGAGGACGAAAUCCAGCAGUAAUCUCAAGGAAGUGGUUCGGUUCUUCAACAGGAACUUCCCAGAAGCAGUGCUCAAAGAAAGACACCACACCAAGAUACAGUACCAGCUGAAAUCGGAGCAGGUCUCCUUAGCCCACGUGUUCAGUAAGAUGGAGCAGGUGCUGGACGUUUUGGGCAUUGAAGAUUAUUCCGUCAGUCAGACAACCUUGGAUAACGUGUUUGUGAAUUUUGCCAAGAAGCAGAGCGAUAACUUGGAGCAACAAGAAGCUAUCCCCAAUUGUGCUGUCCCAUCCCCUCUAGAAAAAGUAAUCAGCUUGCUGAGACCCCGAACGACUCCCACAGAGCUGCGGUCACUUGUGGUGGAAGAGCCCGAAGAUCUAGAGACAGAUGAUGAGGGUCUAAUCAGCUUUGAGGAGGAAAGGGCCCAGUUGGCAUUCAACACUGACACACUCUGCUAAGAAAGGGACCACCAACAUUAUAUGGCGCAAGUUGACUCCCAUCUUGUUCUGCUCUUAAAACUGCUCCAGAAAAGGGGUUCCCCCCAACCGUACAGUGUUCAUCAGCAUUGUCCAUUUGUAAGUUUGCCCCCAACAAACACCUACAGUUGGGGUACUAUUCGGGAAGAAUGGAACAAGUAAUCCGGUCCCUGGACUGAAGUGACUGGUUAUCCUUUGGUUUGCAGCAGGAUACUGUAAGGCUUCCUAAGACAUGUUAGGCCUGCCCAAAGUAUGUCUAUUCAGCUUGCUGCAAUUGAGCUGAAGCCUAGAAGACUGGUCAAUAUGUUUUUAACCUGGGCUUCUGCUGUCCUACCCUGGGCUGAACGAAAUCCAAGCAUUAAUGGACUCGGCUUGGCUAUAGACUGGCUUUCACCUCCUACCUGGUGCUACCACCAAUGACGGACGGACAUGUCUUCUGCUGUGUUUUAGCGGUGGUUCCCUUUUGUUCUAUGCCGCAUUGGGGAACACCUAAGCUUCAGCAUCCUGCGAGCACCUGGAUGGAGGGUCUUGCCGCUGCCUCUGAUUCUCUUAACUCAUUGUUCUUUUUAACCCAUCAGCAGAUCUGGUGCGAUUAUUUUUCUCCGUGGGCAUUAUGUAGUCUUUUAUUUGUUGAUUUUUGCUGUUAUCUGUGCUGAACCCUGUCUGUGAAAUACUAUGUGCCAUUCACUGUUUGAAGUAUCGUCGCAGAGGGUGCCCAUUUGGGGCAUUUUAGAAUCUGCACUGCCAAAAAAAACAAUAUGGGAAUUGUAUGUGUGUGUAUAUAAUGCUUUAUUUUGUGUUUUAUUUUUGGUUCUCUCUCAAAAUUGCAAAUGAAAUGACCAAACAUGCACUUUAACUCCAAA
This is a messenger RNA of Pelobates fuscus (common spadefoot toad), 8970 nucleotides long. RefSeq names its product ATP binding cassette subfamily A member 2 (gene ABCA2). Gene Ontology annotation, biological process: lipid transport; transmembrane transport. The transcript has 49 exons. Gene Ontology annotation, molecular function: lipid carrier activity; ATP hydrolysis activity; ABC-type transporter activity. Lineage: Eukaryota; Metazoa; Chordata; Amphibia; Anura; Pelobatidae. Bases 557 to 8089 code for a protein of 2510 amino acids. The record is from RefSeq and is a predicted model, not a curated record. Gene Ontology annotation, cellular component: membrane; intracellular membrane-bounded organelle.